UUGGAUGGUUUGACCUUCCAUCGGCUUCUUAGUUGCUUGCUACCUUCCUUCCGCUCAUUUUCUCUCUUCAUCGCUUCUCGAUUGCAGAGGUUGCCUGCCUGCCUAUUCAAACAAACGACUUUUCCUUACGCACCUUUCUAUAUCCUCUUGUCUCUCUCUAUUAUUUUUUCAAAGUCAAAAUUUUCACAGAGAAUGAGAAUUUGAUACAGAAAAAUAAAACCCAAAAAAGUUUAAUCCCUCAGUUAACCUAAACCCCUCAAUUCCAUCCUUUCUGUGAUUUUCUUUGAUUUUAUCGAAAUUUCAGCCAUUUUUUUUUGUGAGUAUUUAACAUUUGAACCUUUUUUCCCCAUGAAUUCCAACCCUACAUCCAGCUCUGGAGGGGCUGGAUCCACCGAUCCUUCUGCAGUUAGAAGAAAUUCAAAGCGACCGAAGUAUUCAAGGUUUACCCAACAGGAACUUCCAGCAUGCAAACCAAUUUUAACUCCUCGUUGGGUGAUUUCUGCUUUCAUGGUCGUCAGCAUUGUGUUUAUUCCAAUUGGAGUUGCUUCGCUUUUCGCAUCUCGUGAUGUUGUUGAAAUUGUUGAGCGCUAUGAUGAGGCCUGUGCACCAGCAGGAUCUAAAAGUGAAAAGAUCAGUUACAUUCAAGGACCUGCAGAUAAAACCUGCACUAGGACACUAAGAGUGUCAAAGCAUAUGAGAGCACCUAUUUAUAUUUACUACCAGCUUGAUAACUUUUAUCAGAACCAUCGCAGGUACGUAAAAAGCCGAAGCGACCAACAGUUGAGGCAUAAUGGUAGUGCUUCUGAAGUUAGCGCUUGCAGACCAGAAGAUAUUGCAAAUGGGAUGCCUAUUGUGCCUUGUGGUCUCAUAGCUUGGAGUUUGUUCAAUGAUACCUACAGUUUUGCUAUAAGUAGCAGGAACCUUACGGUCAACAAGAGAGAAAUUUCAUGGAAGAGUGAUAGAGAUCACAAAUUUGGGAGGGAUGUUUUCCCAAGAAACUUUCAGAGUGGAGGAAUUAUUGGUGGUGCACAUUUAAAUGAAUCAAUCCCUCUUAGCGAUCAAGAGGAUCUCAUAGUAUGGAUGCGAACUGCAGCUCUUCCUACUUUUAGAAAAUUGUACGGGAAAAUUGAACAGGAUUUGCAAGCAAAUGAUGUUAUAAAUGUCACUCUCCAGAAUAACUACAAUACCUACAGCUUCAAUGGGAAGAAGAUGUUGGUACUUUCCACCACUAGCUGGCUUGGUGGGAAAAACGACUUCCUUGGUAUUGCGUAUCUUACUGUGGGUGGCUUGUGCUUCUUUUUGGCCAUGCUGUUCACUAUCAUUUAUCUGGUGAAGCCAAGACGACUUGGCGAUCCUUCUUAUUUGUCAUGGAACAGGAAUCCAGGUGGUAGAUAAUCAGCGGUUAGCCUUGUGAUAUAUUUGGGAAGAAACUUGUUUGUGUAAAUUCAAAUACUUGGUUAGUGUUGUAAUUGAAUGUUGGUGGAGGGGGGUACAUUUCAGAUCCAAAUAUUUGGUUCUUGGCACUUUGGCUGCUACGAGAGAAAUAUUAUGUAUAAUUUUAUGAAUAUAAGUUUCUACAUGAGCAACGUGUUAAUUAUGUUCAGGUUUACCUACUAUUUAAGCAUAGCUGGUCCUACUUGAAGUUGGUACAUCAGUUGAAGUAGUAGGGUUGAAGGUUGUAGCAAGCAAUUAGCCUAGAAUUGUUUUCGUUUCUUCGGAUCUUCCACGGCUUUCCCUUCUUUCACCUAUUUCCUUUUUCCCUUUUCUAUUAUUAAUCUUAUUGAUUUUUCUCUCGUA
Beta vulgaris subsp. vulgaris (sugar beet) is the source of this 1797-nucleotide messenger RNA. RefSeq names its product ALA-interacting subunit 3. Lineage: Eukaryota; Viridiplantae; Streptophyta; Magnoliopsida; Caryophyllales; Amaranthaceae. The transcript is spliced from 8 exons. Gene Ontology annotation, cellular component: plasma membrane; Golgi apparatus; endoplasmic reticulum. Bases 349 to 1395 code for a protein of 348 amino acids. The record is from RefSeq and is a predicted model, not a curated record.